Molecule: messenger RNA, 4038 nt
Organism: Eremothecium cymbalariae DBVPG#7215
Lineage: Eukaryota; Fungi; Ascomycota; Saccharomycetes; Saccharomycetales; Saccharomycetaceae
Gene: TUS1
Product: Rho family guanine nucleotide exchange factor TUS1
Exons: 1
Coding region: 1-4038 (1345 amino acids)
Molecular function (GO): guanyl-nucleotide exchange factor activity
Source: RefSeq, a predicted model, not a curated record
AUGUACAAUGCUAAAAAAAAUUUAGAUGAUGAUGUUGCUGAGACGAAGCCUAAGUUACCGCAACUGCCUCCAUUAAUGACUAAGGAUGCAUCAGCUGGAGAUCAUCGUACACGAAUAGCUUGGACUCCCAUAGAUGAGCACCAGAUAAUCUCACCUAUGGCGAGUUAUACACCAUCAAAUAGCAGUAAUAAAAGUAGGAGGCGACCACAACCACCGGUGUUCAAUGAGUUGCAGAUUAAUAGUGGCGAAGGCAGUUCUGCGCAGCCUGCUAUCGAAGCUGGCACUAUCUAUUCAUUACACAACAAUGUUUCUACUCCUACUAAACCUGUGAGGGAUGAAGGGCGUUCGUCGUCCGAUAUUAGGAACAGGGUUUAUUGCUCGCCGCUGGUUGGUGAGAGUAAACUGCAAGGCACACCGGACAGUUUUGCGUCGAAUUGUUCGAGCAAUACGGGGACAUCUGGAUCUUUAGUGUACCUUUCUCCGUUUAUAGGGGAUACGACGUCUGCUUUCGUUAAACAAGUUCCAACCAAAAAUUCUGAGAUAUCAAUCAUGUCUGAUUAUGCAGAACUUCCUGAUAUUACAUUUGCUGAUGACGAGAGUAGCGGUACACCUCUACGACCUCUUCCCGCACUGCCCACUAUGGCAAAAUUGUCUGUGUCGGAUGACCCCCCGUUGGAUCAUAUGGUUGACAAAGAGGAGGAGGAGGAGGAGGAGGAGGAGCAAGAACAUGUAUAUUUUCCUGUUCCUCCUGCGAAUAAUUUUGGUACUACACGAGAAGUUGAGUCAUUUUUACACCCACCUACGCAGCUGCCAUUAAAUGCCAACCGCCGAAGGUUGCUUAGUGAUCGUACCUUUUCAGAGAGCAUUAGCAGCUAUUACUCGAGCAAUAGUUAUGCCUUCAAUGAAUAUGUGAAGCAUGGGAGUUUGGCGUCUGUGAUCGGAGGCAAACCUUUGGAGCAGGUUCCAACCGUCAAUGUCCCUACACAGCCGCUGAACAUUGAUUUGCUUGAUGAAAGUAAACUCUAUCAAUGUUAUUCUGUUUAUCAGCUUUCAGACAUCUAUGAAUGGCUUCUCAGAAUUUAUUUUGAAUGGUUCAAUGAGUAUAUAUUUGGAAAAAUUGAAUUUGUUCAACUUGUUCAGUUAUUGUUGGAAUUCCAGUUGCCUAAUACGUAUGAACAAGAAAUUAUCGAUAAGAAUGUUGACCGUAUAAUUGAAUCGCUCGUUCUGCAAGGUGCCGUGAGGUUUGAACCGAACUUCCAAUCGCCUGAAGAAGACGUAACGAUAAUAGUUGCCGGGUUAGAUAUUCAAGGUGUGUUCACUGACCUGCUCCCAUGUUAUUCUUUUGAUCACAAGCGAGGAAUAUCGAUAGAUGGCCGCUUUAAUUGUUAUUCAAGAAGAUGUAUUUCCCAGUUGUUUCAUGAAUCGAGGCCUGUGAUUAAGAUUUCAGAGGUGAUUAAUAAAUCUGUUGGUUUAUGGACUGAUUAUUGGAAUUUGACAGAAGAAGAAAUUUCUGAAAUUAAUCCUAAAGAAGUUCAAAGGCAAAGUUAUAUGUUCGAUCUUAUAGUUUUAGAGGAAAAGUCUCUGAACUUGGCACACGCAGCAAUAGAACUAUAUGGCAGCCGUUUCUCGCCAUCCCUUUUGCCCAAUGAUCGGAAUUUUUCGUCUUUAGCGUUUGAUAUCUUUCAUCCAUUGAUAGAAUUACACAAGGAGUUCUUACUAAUACCUAUUUUUGGUAAGCUUCAGACCCUAGGAAAAUUUAUUGACGGAAUUGGGAAAAUAUAUUUAAAGUGGUGUAAUGCAGCUCAAUCAAUAUAUUUGCAAUAUGCGGAGUCAAUGGCGGUGGCUCAUGAAAUUAUAAGUUGGGAGAAAAGUCAUAAUACUAUGUUCGCUACAUGGCUGAAAGAAAUUGAUAAGUCACCUGAAAUAACAAGAUCUAAAUUAUACCAUGAUGUUAUCUUUUUUGGAGGCUUUUUUAAAUCCUUACAAAAUAUGCCACUGACACUCCGCUCAAUAUUAAGAUGCACGGACCCUUCUUCUGAUGAUUAUGAAUUCCUGCAUAUGGCAACAUGUGAAAUUGAAAAGUUGAGUGCUCAGGUUGAUAAAGUACAUGGUGCAGCUAUUGAUCAGCGAAAAAUAAUUAGAUUUUCAAGACAGUUAUUUAUUGGAAGUAACAGCACCACUGUUAGUUAUGUUAAUAUUAUAGACAGUGGCACAGAGUUGUCAAACGAAGAAAAGUUAAAUCUAAAACUCACAGAGAAAACUAGAAAGUUAUUCAAAGAAGGAAUCGUUUACAAAAAGAGAGAUUUAUGGCUGGAACCCUCUGCCACAUAUGUUGUUUUGCUAGAUAAUUAUUUUUUAGUGACAGAAGUGGUUCAGAAGAAAAAUGAGAAAAAGUACAAACUCUCAGAGAGACCAAUACCAAUAGAUUACCUAAGCUUAGAGGCUAAGGAAGAUUUGAAGCUGUUACGUAAGGGUAUCGCAGAUAAAGAAGUAGUACUUCUGAAUACCAGUUCUUCAGAGCCAAGCGUCUCUAGUCCUGGAAAGACAUCCUCGAACAAAGAAUUAAGCCAAAACACUAUCAUAUCAAAAUCCGUCUAUAAAAAUUCUGCAAUAAACAGCUCUCCAGAGGAUAUUGAUAACCUACGGUUUUCAUUUAAGGUGAGGAACACGGCAACGAAUGAAUCGUUUACUUUCCUGACUACAACCCGAGAAGAGCGGGACUCUUGGGUUGCCUCCAUUGUAGAAAGUUUUCAAGCAAACAACGAUGACAAUGAUCAACAAAUAUUUCACUUGAGAUUGUUAUCUGAACAGUUUGGUUAUGAUGAACGACAAGCACCAACAAAUCUUCUUGUGGCGCCAGAAGGCUCUAUAAUUGACUUAGCUUUGCAAAAGCAUUAUUCGAUGGAUCAUCCGUCAUCUGAUCCCAUUUCAGCUGAUUUAAAGUGUUUUACGAAGUUUGUUUAUGAAUCGCAAACAUUUGUUCUUUGUGGAUCUAACAACGGUGUUUACAUGACUACAACUGAGAUGCCAAGUAGCUGGAAGCUAGUGGUAAAUGUAUCCAGAGUUUCGCACUUAGAAAUCAAUUGCAAUUUCAAUUUGCUGUUUAUUCUGACUGAUAAGAUGCUAUGUUACUUCAACAUUCCCUCCUUGAUGUGUUCAUAUUAUGAUCCUGAGCAGUAUUUGCCCAACAAUCAGAUGAUAGGUGUUAUGAUUAGGGACAAGGUUUCAUUUUUUAAGAUGGCUGAAGAUUUCGGUAAUUCAAGGCAGCUGUUCUAUGAAAGAAAAGGCAAGAUUAUUGUGCUGACUCCAGAAAUAGACAUCAUAACAGGGAACUUUAAAUUUUUCAAGGUCUACAAGGAAUACAAAUUAACAUUUAACAAUAGUUCCUUGAUUUCAUAUGAAAUUGAAGAUAUAGUGAUUUUCAAAACAAGUUUCAUCGUAUGUUCUUCAAGGGGUGCUUUGCUGUUCAAUGAAUCCUUCAAUGACGAAGGUAUCCCUCUACCAAGCACAUUAAAUGACCCUGAUCUUUCAAAUCGCCCAAAUUUACUAUACUUAUCGGCCAAUCCAUUUAAAACAAAUGUGGAAUCUUCUUCUAAGAGAGAUUCCUCUAAACUAAAGAUGGCCGACUAUGUUAGAAGAGAUAUAGCUGCAAACAAGACUAAACCAAUCACCUGUUUUCAAUUGAGCAAUAAUGAUUUUGUUAUGAUAUAUGAUGAAGCUGUGAUAAAAAUGAACAAGUACGGUGAAAUUGUCAAAUGGAAGGAGGAUAUCUUCGUAUUAGACUUUUACUGCAUUGAUGCCUGCAUGAACAACGAAUACUUAAUCCUGAUAGGAGAAAACCUGGUGCAAAUUUACGAUUUCAAUUACACAGGUAAUAUAAUGAACAACGCACUAAGCAAACUCACUCCGGUUCAAAUUGUAAAAGGUAAGAAAAUAAGACUGCUAAAUUCUCAAAAGCUAGCUGAAGCUGUAAUAGUUCUAAGCCACCCUGCCAUUCCAGGGAGACAGCUUCUUUUAGAAUUUUACAACACCGAGUAG